UUCUUGGCGUUGAUUUUUUCCGGUAUUUUCCCGAUCAUUCUUGCAAGUGAACCUCCCAGUUGGACCUGAGCUUCUGAACCACGCGGGUCGCAGUGAUAGAACGCCUCGAAUAGCCACGUAUUACUAGUGCAAAUGAAGGCAACUUUUCACCUUAGUGGAAAAUAAAGUGCACGUGAGACCUGCGACCUUUUUUUUUUCUUUUUUUUUUUCCCGGAUUUAUAUUUUCCUACGAAGUCUCUCUUCGAUAGAACGGGUCUCCGCCUCCUCUUUGUUCUUCUGUGCAGUAAUGAUGAUUGAAAAAAUGAGUUUGACAGUGGAAGCUUCCAAACUCCUAGAUUUCAACCAGAAACUAGACAUACCCCUCCUAGAUAAUGUAAUUGGGUGUAUGUAUAAUGGUAUUGGAGAACAGCAAAGGAUAGCCCAAGAAGUUCUCACUACACUAAAAGAACAUCCAGAUGCUUGGACUCGGGUUGAUGCUAUUCUGGAGUAUUCCCAGAACCAACAGACAAAGUACUAUGCACUACAGAUCUUGGAACAAGUUAUCAAUACAAGAUGGAAGGUGCUUCCUCGCGAUCAAUGUGAAGGUAUAAAAAAAUAUAUUGUCAAUGUCAUCAUCAAAUUGUCAAGCACACCAGAGUCCCUGGAAAGGGAAAAAGUUUACUUGAAUAAACUCAACAUGAUUCUGGUUCAGAUUCUGAAGCGUGAAUGGCCCAAGAACUGGCAGUCGUUUAUCCCAGAUAUCGUCGGGGCGAGUAAAACUAACGAGUCCAUGUGCCAAAACAACAUGGUGAUCCUAAAAUUACUAUCAGAAGAGGUGUUUGACUUCUCGACUGGUCAGAUGACCCAGACUAAAGCAAAGCAUCUGAAGGAUACCAUGUGUUCAGAGUUUCAACAGGUUUUCCUUUUGUGCUUGUUUGUUAUGGAGAACUCUCAGAAUCCAACACUAGUCAGCGCGACUUUGGAGACCCUUCUCAGAUUCUUGAAUUGGAUUCCACUUGGUUAUAUCUUUGAAACCAAGCUCAUAAGCACCCUUAUAUACAAGUUUUUAGGCCUUCCGCUAUUCCGAAAUGUGACCCUAAAGUGUUUGACAGAAAUUGCUGGCGUUGCAGUACCUUCAUAUGAUGAAUCUUACAUUUUGAUGUUCUCACAGACCAUCACAAAAUUAGAAGAGAUGCUGCCACUCGACACAAAUAUUAGAGAAGCUUAUGCUAAUGGCCAAGAUGCAGAACAGCAGUUUAUACAAAACUUAGCUCUCUUUCUCUGCACUUUCCUCAAAGAGAGAGGUUCAUUGGUAGAGAGGAGACAGCUCAGUGAUGCCUUACUCAAGGCCCUUCAGUACCUGAUCUUGAUCUCUGAAGUAGAUGAUACAGAAAUCUUUAAAAUUUGUCUAGAGUACUGGAAUGCUCUAGCCUCAGACCUGUACCGAGAAUCCCCGUUCCUACCUCCCACUGGAUCUUCUCCUCUUUAUCUACCAAGACCCACCUCGAGAAGGCAGUUUUAUCAACCCAUUCUCACAAAGGUGAGAGCACUGAUGAUCAGCCGAAUGGCCAAGCCUGAAGAAGUGUUGGUGGUAGAAAAUGAGCAGGGUGAAGUUGUGAGAGAGUUCAUGCGUGACACCGACUCCAUCAACAUGUACAAGAACAUGCGUGAAACACUUGUAUAUCUCACACAUUUGGAUUAUGCGGAUACUGAACGUAUUAUGACGGAAAAACUAGGCAACCAGGUGAAUGGCAGCGAGUGGUCGUGGCGCAACCUGAACACCCUCUGUUGGGCUGUGGGCUCUAUCAGUGGUGCUAUGCCAGAAGAGGAUGAAAAGAGAUUCUUGGUUAUUGUAAUCAAAGAUCUCUUGGGUCUCUGUGAGCAAAAGAGAGGCAAAGAUAACAAAGCCAUCAUUGCUUCAAAUAUCAUGUACAUUGUAGGACAGUACCCAAGAUUCCUUCGUAUACAUUGGCGCUUCCUCAAGACUGUCAUCAACAAACUUUUUGAGUUCAUGCAUGAAACUCAUGAUGGUGUACAAGACAUGGCUUGUGAUACAUUUAUCAAAAUUGCACAAAAAUGCAGGCGUCAGUUUGUGCAAAUGCAAGUUGGGGAAGCUAUGCCAUUCAUUGAGGAAAUCUUAUCUUCCAUUAAUUCUAUUAUCUGUGACCUACAGCCUCAGCAGGUGCACACAUUCUAUGAAGCAGUGGGUUACAUGAUCAGUGCCCAGACCGACCAGGUUGUUCAAGAACACCUGAUUGAGAAAUAUAUGAUGCUACCAAACCAAGUCUGGGAUGAAAUCAUAAAUCAGGCAUCUAGGAAUGUGGACAUCUUGAAGGAUUCAGAUGUUGUUAAACAGUUGGCAAACAUUCUGAAGACCAAUGUCAGGGCAUGUAAAGCUCUAGGACAUCCAUUUGUGACACAGCUCGGGAGAAUCUAUUUGGACAUGCUGAAUGUGUACAAGGUCAUGAGUGAAAACAUUAGUGCAGCUAUUGCCCUCAAUGGGGAAGGGGUCACAAAACAGCCCCUCAUUAAGUCCAUGCGGGUUGUGAAGAAGGAGACCCUCAAGCUCAUUUCUGGCUGGGUGUCCCGGUCUGAGGAUCACACGCUGGUGUUGGAUAACUUUAUUCCUCCGCUGCUGGAGGCCGUUCUCCUCGAUUACCAGCGAACGGGAGUGCCGUCUGCUCGAGAACCUGAAGUUUUGUCAACUAUGGCAACAAUAGUCAAUAAAUUGGAGUCACACAUCACACUCCAAGUUCCUCAGAUCUUUGAUGCCGUCUUCGAGUGUACAUUAUCAAUGAUCAACAAAGAUUUUGAGGAGUUCCCCGAGCACAGAACAAACUUCUUCCUUCUCUUACAGGCAGUAAAUACGCAUUGUUUCACUGCACUCCUCAACAUACCCCCAGCACAGUUCAAACUAGUGUUGGACUCCAUAAUAUGGGCAUUCAAACACACAAUGAGAAAUGUUGCCGACACAGGCUUACAGAUUCUUUACCAGCUGCUGCAGAAUAUUUCGACCCACGAACGGGCGGCAAGCAGUUUCUACCAGACUUAUUAUACAGACAUUUUGCAGCAUAUUUUCUCAGUUGUCACGGAUUCUUCUCACACAGCUGGGCUUACUAUGCAUGCAUCAAUCUUAGCCUACAUGUUCACCCUGGUUGAACAAAAUCGCAUCACUAUAAGUUUGGACCAAGCAAACCCCACAGCCCCAAGCACCAAUAAUGUAACGUAUGUGCAGGGCUUUGUCGCCAACCUCCUGAAGGCGGCCUUCCCUCACCUCACGGAGAAUCAAAUCAAGAUUACUGUGCAAGGAAUGAAUGACCUGAAUCAAGAUGUUCCUGCUUUUAAGGAGCACUUGAGAGAUUUCCUUGUACAGAUCAGAGAGGUAACUGGUGAUGAUGACAGUGAUCUGUACCUAGAGGAGAGAGAAGCAGCUCUACGGCAAGCACAGGAGGAGAAGCGUCGUGUGCAAAUGAAUGUGCCUGGCAUCUUGAAUCCCCAUGAGAUCCCUGAAGAGAUGCAAGAUUAAAAACCACAGUAAGAGACAGCUCACAAUCAUCACUGUCCAUUUAUAUAUCAAGCGACUAUGUGAGACUUCAUAAAGUAGACUUCGCUGUACUGUUGUUUCCAUCUCAUAAAUGUCCGAAGUUCAUAUAUUAUUAUAUAUCUGGAGAUCUGCAUACUUUUUCUGAAGUGUGUCAUCCAGAUGAGAGUUAACUGCAGCAACUACAUGAAAUUUUUUCAGAUUGUAGCAAAUUAAGUAGUAGUCUGGGCAAAGCUGUGAAUUUAUGAUCGUAUUCAUAAUAAGCAAGCUAUCCUAACUUUGUUUCUAGUGAACAUACGAGCUGUUCCAUACUGGAAUAUUUUUUUUCCAAACCCUCCUGGAAAAUAUUUAUUGAAGAUGAGUUCAUUUGUAUUGUGUGGUUGUCUGAUGGUUGACUUAUACUUUUUGCAGAAAAUGGCAUUGUAUUUGGUAACAGAAGAGCAUAUGGUGUGAGUGAUAGUUUUUUUUUUAUGUUUACAGCAUUGGGUCCUAUAAUACAGGCAAAAAGUUCCUGACAGUCAUGGUUUAAAAGAGAAAUGCUCUCUUCACUUACAUUUUUAACAACAGGUGGAACUAUGCAAGUACUCUACAGUAUUUUGUUCCAUUAUGAAGUAGCAUGAAAGCAGAAAAUGCCUUCUGUUACAUCUUUGAGGCAGAAAGGAUUAGAGAGACAAUAUCUGUUCUGUCAUCUUGUUGUAAUAAAAUAAUGCCUUUGCUUUUGCUUGUGCAUGCAUUGAUCCCCCUUAUAAUCAUCCCUCUGUAAGCACAAACUACCCUGUAUGUUAAAUUGUUAUAAGUCUGUAUGAUGCACAGUAAAAAUAGUACUAUUUGUUAAAAGUAAAAGACAAGGCAAGGAGUCCUUCAGAGAAUGAUGAUUUAUUCUAAUAACAGAACUAUUCUUUUUUCUUUGUCGUUAAUGAGAUAAUGUAACAAAACUGUGGAGGAAGAUACAAAUUUACUAAGUGUUUAUUAAAAUGAUCAAAAGAGAUGUACAUUUGAUAGGCAUUACUAAAAGAUGAUCCAUUUAGGGCCCUAACAGACUUGCUACUACUGUUUCUAGCUUUGUGUUGAUUUCUGGAACUUGUUACUAUUAUUAUUAAUUUGUAGUUUUGGAUUGCACUAUCCGCUGUUUUAUUAUUUGGUUGUGAGAGAACAUUUCUCUUUUGUUUUUUCGGCAUAUUGUCAUCAGUCGGUCAUUCAUGAGAGAUUCAUCACAAUGAGAGACUUCAGAUCUUUGCUUUGUUAAGAUAGUCUAGGGUUAGAAUUCCAUUAUUUUGAAGUACAAUUUGGCCUUUAGACUCCUAAGAACCAUUGUUUUGUCUCUUGUUUUGAAGGCGAUUUGAAAGCAAAGGGUUUGCAGUAUGAAAAAAUGUGUACCCUUAAUAGAAGAAACUUGCAGGAACUUUCUAAAUCUCUGUUCUGUCUGCUGCUGUAUUAUUACCGUGACUAGAAACAUGGUAUGCUUCUAACUGUAUGAAUUGAUCUUAAGGUUUGAAGGAGUUGCAACAUUGAGAUAUUAUUAUUUAUUAUUAUUAUUAUUAUUAUUAUUAUUUUUUUUAAUUAUUAUUUUAUUAUUAUUAUUAUUAUUUUAUUAUUAUUUUAUUAUUAUUUUAUUAAUAUUAUUAAUUAAUUAAUUUUUAUUAAUAUAUAUAUACUUUUUUCUUUUCUUUUUUCAUAUUCUCAUGAUUGAAGCAGCUCCUGUGUGACCAAAGUCUACAUUUUAUGAAUGUGUGUAAUGUUUCUAGUUUUAAAGGCAUGUAUCAUUUUUUGUUAUGGGUGUUAUGCAAGUGAUGUCCUACAUAAGAUUUCAAAAUGGCAAACAGAAUAAGAGAAUGUUGUUGGGGGAAUGUUGCCGUAGUAAAAUGCCAAUUAGAAUUUCUCUUUCUUUCUGUUUCCCUCCUCUCUCUUGCUUUCAUUUCAUCUUCUCAUGUCAGCAGGAAUAUCUCGGAAAAAAAGAAGAUACAUGUGUUUCUGAUGUAUGUAGAUUGCAUAGAGAAGAAAGCAUUUUUGAUAGUGACACCAGUGAUUGGGUAGAGAGAAUGCAUGUUUGGUAUGGAUGUGUAUAUGGAUGGAGGUGGUUGCGUGGGGUAACUCGCGUACAAAAAUUUGGUACACCAUUUCAUUAGUAUUCCACAACAUGGCAUUAACAGUGUACAGUAUUAGUUAUCACUUAUUAAAAAUCAUUCCAUACAUUAUUUUCAUUGAAAAUUUAUGUCUAAAGAGGUAUGUGAAUGUGUAUCUUGUUAA
Messenger RNA from Penaeus indicus, 5767 nucleotides. RefSeq names its product exportin-1-like (gene emb). NCBI's taxonomy places the organism in Eukaryota, Metazoa, Arthropoda, Malacostraca, Decapoda, Penaeidae. Gene Ontology annotation, molecular function: nuclear export signal receptor activity; small GTPase binding. Gene Ontology annotation, cellular component: nucleus; cytoplasm. Bases 287 to 3505 code for a protein of 1072 amino acids. The record is from RefSeq and is a predicted model, not a curated record. The transcript has 19 exons. Gene Ontology annotation, biological process: ribosomal large subunit export from nucleus; protein export from nucleus; ribosomal small subunit export from nucleus.